Molecule: messenger RNA, 1257 nt
Organism: Zygotorulaspora mrakii
Lineage: Eukaryota; Fungi; Ascomycota; Saccharomycetes; Saccharomycetales; Saccharomycetaceae
Gene: CSR1
Product: Csr1p
Exons: 1
Coding region: 1-1257 (418 amino acids)
Source: RefSeq, a predicted model, not a curated record
AUGCAGGAUGAGAAUGAUCCCAAAAAGCUCAGUGGUGGCCACGAACAAAUUUUGAAACAAGUUUGGACAUAUUUGUUCCAUUUCUGGGGAAUUCCAGUCAAUGGGGAGAGGGCAUUCCGCAAAAUUGAAUCGCAUGAAGCUGACACCAGCGUUGAAGAGAAGGGCAAGAAGAAGAAGUCUCUGUUCGAUAAAAUAUCGGGAGGGUACCUUGGUUCUGAGAGUUCGGAAGAGCAGGAGACGCCUGUGGAAACAGAAGAGUCCAAGUACGUUUUAAAUUCGGUUCAUGAUACUCUGAAAGAUCUAGAGCCGCAAGCGACCCAGGAUGAGUUCUGGGAGAUGCUGAGGGUCGAGACGCCAGAUACAUCGAUACUGAAAUUUAUAAGGGCAAGAAAGUGGAAGGUUGACAAGGCAAUGUCGAUGAUAGCGCAUUCGAUGCGUUGGAGAGUUGAAGAGAGUAAGGUAGAUGAUAUUAUCUGUGGUGGUGAACGUGCUGCUUACGAGAAGGGGGAAACUGGGGUCAUUAAAAAUCUGGAGUUACAAAAAGCUAUUAUUUGUGGUUUUGACAAACAGCGAAGACCAAUAAUCUUAGCAAGACCAAAAGUGCACUACUCCAGUGAUCAAACAGAGGAAGAAAUUCAAAAAUAUUGUGUAUUAGUCAUUGAACAGGCGAAAUUAUUUUUCAAAAAACCGGUUGAGACGUCUACUAUUUUGUUCGAUUUAACAGGAUUCUCGCUUUCUAAUAUGGACUAUACCCCUGUAAAAUUUUUAAUUACUUGCUUUGAGGCACACUAUCCAGAAAGUUUAGGUCAUAUGUUCAUUCACAAAGCACCUUGGAUUUUCCCUCCAAUCUGGAAUAUUAUUAAAAACUGGUUAGAUCCUGUCGUGGCUUCAAAGAUUAUGUUUACUAAAAAUGCCAAAGAUUUGAAUCAAUUUAUAGACAUGGACCAAAUACCGGAAUAUCUUGGAGGCUCCAACAAACAUGAUAUGGAUCAUUAUGUCGCACCGGAUGGAUGCCAAGAUGUCAAAUUAAACGAUCAAGAGUCUAUGACGAAGAUCAAAUCCGAAAGAUCUCAAUUGAUCAAAGAAUUCAUCGAUGCGACAGUUAAGUGGAUUGAAAGCAGUUCAGAAGCUGACUCAGAAGCAUAUCUGAAUGAAAAGACCAAAAUAGGCGAUAAACUCGUCCAAAAUUAUUCUGAACUUGACCCAUACGUCAGAUCGAGAUCAGUGUAUGAUAUAAGUGGUAUGUUGAAAGUUUAA